CACGACUCACAUGCACGUCCUGAGUCACUGCGGCGCGAGGUAGCUGCGCCCGACGGGAGGUAUCAACGGGCGAAGGAGCCGCAGCAUCGGCAUCGCACCGCGCGAGCUCAGGAUGCUGCCCUGUAUGAGACGAGUGCUUGCUAUCCUCGCCCUCACCCAUGGCUUCGCGCCGGCGCCGGCGCCGCGCGGCCUUGGAAGCGCGCUCCACAUGAAGAAGCCCUCGCCGGCCCUGGAAGCCGGGCCGUUGCCGGGGCUGUCCCAGACGAACUACAACGUCCUCAUCGGCGUCACGGCGCUCGGCGUCUCGGCCCCGGCGCUGCUGGCCGCCACCGCGGUCCUGCCCUCGAUGCUGCCGGCCAAGGCCCCUCCUACGAAAGGCAAGCCGCCGGCCCAGGCCGCCAAAGCACCCGUAGGCGCGGCGAAGUUCAAGUUCGCCGAGGCGCUGCCCACGCUGCCCAAGCCGGCCGCGAAGAAGGCGCCGGCGCCGAAGAAGGCGCCGGCGCCGAAGGCCGCGGCGCCGGCGCCGGCGCCCGCCCCGGCGCCCGCUCCGGCUCCGGCGCCCGCCCCGGCGCCGGCGCCCGCGCCCGAGCCGCCCAAGGUUGCGAAGGACGCCCAAGUGGCCCUCUUCGGCAAGGCGGCGCCCGCGCUCGUGAACACGGCCGCCGGCGCGACGUCCGGCGACGACGUCUCCGCCGCGCUCAAGGCGGCGCGGGUCAAGGCGACGACCAAGGCCGGCGCCGUCAAGCCGAAGGCGGCGGCGGCCGCGGCGGCCGCGCCGGCCGCUCCCUCCGUGCAGAUGAGUGCUCUCGAUCCGCGCAACCUCGACACGGCCAUCACGAACCUGCGGGACCCCGGCACGGAGAACCUCGACCAGGCGAUCGAGAACCUGCGCGCGAAGCCGGCCGAGGCCUCCGGGAAGUCGCGCAACCUCGACGAGGCCAUCACGAACGCGCGCGCGCUCUCGAAGUAGUAAGG
Molecule: messenger RNA, 975 nt
Organism: Pelagomonas calceolata
Lineage: Eukaryota; Pelagophyceae; Pelagomonadales; Pelagomonadaceae
Source: the annotation of a GenBank genome assembly